AUUGAUGAUGCCUUGGCGCCAGCCUAAUCUAACGUAGUUUGAUGGACACUUUUUCACUACACUUGUCGAAAAAUUCAUAAACGUAUUAGAUGGCCUUGAGACUUGUCACUGUGACAUUUUUACAUUAUCCAUUUUUGUCUGCCUGAAUAACGUAAAACCUUCCCAUAUCCGAUUAUACAUGUGCGAUAAUGCAGAAUUUGUCGAAGACGACUUCAAACCGUUGAUGGUGAAGUUUACAAUUAGCCACGUGCUAGAGGGACCCGAGGACGUGGUCACCUACGCAUUAAACUACUUCAAGGCUCUGCAAGAAGCCAGAGAACGCUACCGGAUCUGUCAAGAAGCCGCGACGAUCAGCACAGAGGUAACGGAGGUUCCCGAGGGUGACGAAAUCGAUGGGCCUCAAUUGGAAUUUCGAAGGAACUGUGUCUUCAGUGACGACUACAAUCCCCAAGAGGACUUCGGCGUCGACAAAGUCCUUCACGAGAAGACCGACGAGGAACGCGCCCACAUCGUAAACACCGUUUGUGACACGUUCCCGUUCACGUUGUUGGAUAUGAACCAAAUGAAUUGUGUCGUAGAUGCCAUGCUUCCAAUGGAUGUGAUCGCUGGAGAUGACAUUAUUCGUCAGGGUGACGAUGCCGAUAAGUUCUUCAUCGUCAGAAGAGGUGUCUACUACGUUCACAGCAGCGACCAAGGAAAACCGACAAAGCUACUGGCAGUGUUAGAUCAGGAUGGCUAUUUUGGCGAAAAAGCCUUGUGCCACAGAACAGAGUAUCCCUAUAACGUGAAAGCAAUGACCGAUGGAGAACUGUGGGUCAUCGAACGGUACGUGUAUCGACGGAGGGUCACCAAAGCGGCCUUCUACAAGAGGAAAUUCGACGAAGAACUGAUCAAUUGCAUGCCUUAUUUCAAAGAUCUCUCGGUGAGCAAUCGCAUGUGCUUGGUUGACAAUCUCGUCCACAAGGUCUACGCCCCUGGCGAAACUAUAGUCAAAGUGGGCGAUCCUUCGACCGCUAUCUAUUUUGUAGUGAGAGGAAUUGUCAAAAUUACUAUUAUUAACGAUUGCGGUCUCGAAGUGACCAUCAACGAACUUGAAAAACCCGACUAUUUCGGAGAAGCUGCGUACCUUUGGAAAAAGCCCAGGUCGUUUUCGGCUUAUGCAGACGACAAUACCGAAGUCGAAGUCGCGUACUUGGAAGUGGACGCAUUCGAAAGGACCAUUGGCUCUAUAGCGGACGUUUUGGGCAAAGUGUUUAAGAGUCAUCAGUUGAAAACUAGACCUUCCGAUUCCACUAACGACGAUCAGUCGGUCUGUUUUUAAUACGAAGAUUUAUGAAGAUGUUUGUUAAGAUUUUUAUAUUUUUUCGCUAUUUUAUUUUAUUAUACUAUGCAAAACAGACCCCCGGUUUUUUCUUAGACCCUAGAAGAAACUAUGUUGAACCUUCCCCCCUUUUAAAGUAAUUUAAAUUCACCUACACCUUAGGUUCGAAGUAUGGUGUUACAGGCGAAUGAUGAUG
Agrilus planipennis (emerald ash borer) is the source of this 1517-nucleotide messenger RNA. RefSeq names its product cAMP-dependent protein kinase type II regulatory subunit-like. The transcript has a single exon. The record is from RefSeq and is a predicted model, not a curated record. NCBI's taxonomy places the organism in Eukaryota, Metazoa, Arthropoda, Insecta, Coleoptera, Buprestidae. The coding region runs from base 179 to 1321 and encodes 380 amino acids.